Messenger RNA from Bicyclus anynana (squinting bush brown), 5453 nucleotides. Its product is annotated as collagen alpha-2(IX) chain. The transcript has 26 exons. Lineage: Eukaryota; Metazoa; Arthropoda; Insecta; Lepidoptera; Nymphalidae. The record is from RefSeq and is a predicted model, not a curated record. The coding region runs from base 188 to 3301 and encodes 1037 amino acids.
UAAACUGCGCGCUCGUAUGCGCCGGCGCUGUGGCUGUGCGAGAAAUAACAUCGCGAGUGUUAAAAAUGUUCGAAAUUUAAACGAAAUGAAAUAAUAAAUUAAUUUUAUGAAACUAAAAUUAAAAAUUAAAUGUAAAUGUGAUUUUAUUUUAUAUUUUGUGUAGUACCUACAUGUGUUUUACGACAAAAUGGAAUUUUUCAAUUGGAACACGAAACUGAAAUUUUUUCUAUUUGUCACUUGCAUUUCCACAACGCUCUCCAUGGUUCCAGAAAAAUAUGACAUACUAGAUGUUAUAAAAAUGAAUACAGAAUCAUUAGAAGUAGUAGAAGGAAGCGACGGAUUUGGCGCGAUUAAAUUAUUAUUAAACGACCCAUCUCCAAAUGUAACUCUAGACAAGUUUAUUGAACCAUUGGUCAGUCUUGCACCACCGUUUGAAAUAUUCGCCUACAUAACGCUGGACAUACGCAAUUCUCCUUGCUUAUUCUCAAUAUCUGUUGAAAGUAAUGACAAAGUUGCAUUAUGCUUCGAACAAUUCCAUAGAAGCAAGGCAAGAAUAAUGUUGCUGGAUAGCAAAUUUUUCUCAGAUAAGCCAUUAGUUUAUAAAGGUUUCAAAAAUGGCGAAUGGACGCAAAUAAUUAUACGCGUUGAAGAAGAAAAGAUUGAAUUAUACAUUGAUUGCAAAUUGAAUGUAACUGUCGACGUUAAGAACCCCAUUGAAGAGAUAAAGUUUUCUGAGGAUAGUCUUCUGUUGCUGGGAAAAUAUAACGAGAACGAUGAAAAGGAGAAGCUAUUUGAGGGAUCUAUUCAAAAUCUACAAAUAUUUCCAAAUCCGGAAUAUUUUGGGAAAAAAAAUAUAUGUAAUCCUAAAGCGUUUGAACUUCCCGAUAGUAUUGAGUCUAACUCCAGUACCGACAAAGUUUUUCUAAGAGGCGACGUACCAGAAAUUAACAAUGAUUCGAGUAAGGAAAUAAUAAAGAACACAGUAACAGUUGAAAAAGGUGAACGAGGUGACAAAGGUGAAAAGGGUGAAAAAGGUGAAAGGGGUUAUAAAGGCGAAGUAGGAGAGAAAGGUUUUAAAGGCGACGAUGGCAAAUCUAUUAUUGGUCCAAUCGGACCUCAAGGAAUUGAUGGACCACAAGGACAACCAGGAACAGCAGGGAUUAAGGGUGAAACAGGCGAUUGCAAAAGCAUAAUCGGUCCACCUGGUGAACAGGGACCACCAGGCCCUCAAGGUGAUGUUGGUGCUCAAGGGCCUCCUGGUUUGACUGGCAUCCAAGGAGAGAGAGGUCCACUAGGACUUAAAGGUGAUAAAGGAGAUACAGGUGAAAUUGGUUUCCCAGGAAUUAUUGGAAAAGAAGGGCCAAAAGGGGAACCCGGAAACGAUGGAAGCCCUGGACCUCCAGGACCUAUGGGUUUAACGGGACCACCCGGAGUACCAGGAACUGUAAAAAAGGAAACAGUAAAGGCAAAAGAGCCCAUUAAUGGUCAAAAGGGAGAUAUAGGGCCAAUUGGCCCUCCUGGUCCACCAGGACGAGAUGGAAAAGAUGGGAUGAAGGGAGAUAAAGGAGACGAAGGUACUAAAGGCGAAAAAGGUGAACACAUAAUUAAACAUUUUCGGGGCGAGGAAGGCAAACCAGGACCUCGUGGUGAUAAAGGUGACAAAGGAAUGCCUGGAGAAUAUGGAAUACCAGGAACACCUGGAAACAAUGGUUUUAAAGGCGAAAAAGGAGAAAAAGGAGAAGCAAUAAUAGUAGAAGUUAAAGGAGAAAGAGGCGAUACAGGAGCUGCAGGUGAAAAAGGUGAUAAAGGAGACAUGGGUCCUGAAGGUCCCAAGGGAGACGUGGGGGCUGAUGGGCCACAGGGACCGCCUGGUGAACGAGGUCACCAAGGUCACAAAGGAGAAUCUGGUACUGAAGGAAAGCGGGGACAUAAAGGCGAACCUGGAGAACCUGGCCCGCCAGGAAAUGUAACAACUUCAGCUAUUAGUCUAAUGAAGGGACCAAAAGGACAACCAGGGCCACGUGGUCCUCGAGGCCCACCAGGUUAUAAAGGAAAAACAGGAUCACGGGGACCAGCUGGUUCUAAAGGUCAAAUCGGUGCCACAGGACCGCGUGGACCAAUGGGACCAACCGGACCUAAAGGUGAUCAUGGUACUAUAGGAGCGAAAGGAGAUAAAGGUGAUACACCAUUCAUUGAUGUUGGAACACUCAAAGGAGAAAAAGGAGAUAAAGGAGAAACGGGUCAAGCGGGUGAAACGGGGUCACCUGGCAUACCUGGAAAAUGUGAAAAUUGCAAUGCUAUUUCUGUUGCUGGAUUAAGAGGUCCGCCUGGACCACCUGGUCCACCUGGAACGUCCAUAACUGGCCCUAAGGGAGAACCAGGACAAAUGGUUAAGAGUUCGUUAUUUGAUUUUGAAAAUGUUACUUUGGAUGAUGAUGAUGACUUCUAUACAGUUGGAACUGUAAUAUACAAGACCAGAAGAGCUCUGUUUAAGAGAACCUCAAGUAUACCGCUGGGAACAUUAGCCUUUAUUUUAGAAGAAGAAAAAUUGUUAUUGAGAGUUGGAAAAGGAUGGAAAUUUGUUUUCAUAGACUCCGUCGUACACACAAGUGCAGUAUGGAGACCGCCAAAGUACAAUGUGCAACAGUCAUCAAAAAUACAAGCACCCAAGCCUAACUAUGAACAUUUUAUCCGAUUAGUGGCUCUAAACAAGCCAUAUCCUGGCAACAUGCGAACUUCGGCGAACAGAACUGGAAGGAACGCUGCUAACCAAGAGUGUUACAGGCAAGGGGUGAAAGCAUUCCAUACGAACAACUUUGUUGCCUUUUUAGCUAAUAACGUUGACGACCUCAAAUCCGUCGGGAAAACGGGUAUCAAUAACAACCUUCCGGUUAUGAAUUCGAGAGGCGAGCUGCUCUUUGACUCUUGGGCCAGCAUGUUUAAUGGAUCCGGUGCUGUGCUUGCCAAUGCUAUCUAUAGCUUUAACGGGAAGAGUAUACUGAUUGAUCCUACUUGGCGAACGAAAGCAGUAUGGCAUGGCAGUGAUUCCUACGGCUCAAGGUCACCAAGGUCGUGCGAGAAUUGGGAGAGCGAUAGUCCAACAAGCGAAGGUGCUGCAUCGCCUCUCGACAGUCAUAGACUAUUAGAACAAGAAGGGUAUCCGUGUAAUAGAGAACUGAUAGUACUCUGUGUUGAGGUAACAUCUCGUUCACAAGUUUCAAAGCAGAGCUCACGAAGGAGACAUCAUAGGUCAAGAAUGAGUAUAUCGGAACCUGCAUUCAAUCGAAUACCGGAUACGUAACAGUGACAUUAACUAUUAAGUAGUUUUAUUACUAAUAUUAUUUAUUUAAUGGCUAUUUACUGUAAUUUUUUAUAAGAAAAAUUUUAAAAUAUAUGUAUCAGAGUUGCCCUAAUGCGCUAGUUGACAUUUUUUUAAUGUUCUUAUAUUAUUAUUCAUUAUCGUUCUACUAAAUUGAAAAAAAAAAUGUAUUUUUUUGAGUUACUAUUUUUCAUAUUUUUUUUUAUUUUUAAAUAUAUUUUGACAAUAGGAGACAAAACGCUAUCGGUCACGAUGGUCUAUAAGUAUUUUAUCGUUUCAUGACGUCACGUAAACAAUAAACCUUAACCAAACGGUUUAGUGUUUGUCAAAACUGUUAGUUAUCAAUUAGUUUGACGUUUACUCCUUUAGACUAGUCUGUAUGCGGUGACUACAGUCACCGAAAAUUUUAUUUAGUUUGACAUUACUUCAAAUACUUAAGACAUGGCUGUACGGUAUAAUACCUUUGCCUUUUCCAUACGGAAAGAAACAAAAAAAAAUGACAUUAAGUAACAUUGUGACGUCACAAAAAAGACGAUAGAAGUUUUGACGUUUGGCAAAAUUGAUUAAAUAUUUAAUUUUUAAAUUUAGUUCUCUAUGAAAUCGAUAUGCAAUUUUAUUAAUUACUUAAUAAAAAUAAAUAUCGAUAUAUUCCAUGUAGGUACUAUACGAAAUUAAUAUUGUUCAUAUUAAUUUCAUAUGAGUCAAUUUGUUCUGAUUUUGAUGAUGAAUGCGUAAACUUUCUUAUUUCACUAACACUACCUAUUUCUUUCGUUUUAUGUAUAAUAUAUUAUUCUUUAUUAUGAAAUUUAAAAUUAUUUAGUCACUAGUAAAGUAUUAUAGAGUAAGUUAGUUUAGUCUAUGUAAUAAAUAGGUAUUACGAACCCAAUGACCUUAUAAAGAAGCUUUAACGCUUAUUUCAUUGAUGGGUUUAAAAAACGCUUAAUAACAAUUAGUAGUUAUUAUCACCAUCAUCAUACUCAUAUCCAUGAUAAUAAUAUUAUCUUUUACUUAUAUUUUCAUAGUACUCUAGUUAAUACUUAUUUAUAAUUAAUCGAUAUAAUAUUAAAUUACGAGUAAUAUUAUUUAUUAAUAAAAAUAAACAGCAUUUAAUAAGUGAUUUACAUAUAAAUAGUAAUAGUUACAUUAAUUUGUAUUUGUAUUGUCUCGAAAAUAAAAAUAAUGUUUAUGUAAUAACAAUAUAAAGUGUACAAUCAAUUCCUCCAUGACAGCAGGCCAGUUCACUAACUUUGACGUAUGCUAACUAAUCAAAAUUGAGAUUAUAGGUAAAAAAUGUCAUCCCUACUAUCUACUAUCCCUGUAAUGCCUACUGACAACCCUUCGUAAAUAUUAUAUUAUAGGAGGUAGGUGACACUUUCAAGUUGAAAUUGUAAUUUUUGUUGUUGUUAUGGAUUGAUAUGGAUUCUAUGUUAACUAUAUUAGGUGGCUAACUUACGUUAACAUUAGUGAAUUGUCUGACAGGUUAUACUGUUCCUAUUGUGUAUGAUUGUUCUACAAACCUACUAGUACUAAUUUGUAGAAUUUAAUAUUUUUAUUGUGUUAUUUCCUAUAAGUAUAAUUAUGUAGGUAAAAAUACACUCCGAACAUACAUAAAAUAAUUAGCAAAUUUUUAUACAUAAAAGUAUUUUGCUAAUAAAAUGUUAAACUCAUUGCGGUAUCCUUAUUUUUGUUUGUUUCAGUUUAAUCGUUAUUUAAUGUAAAACAUUAAUUUUGAACAUAAUGAAACCUCAAUAACCUGCAAUCCAUUAAUUAAUUUUAUUUUUUUUACAAAGUAUUUCUGUAGAAGAAUGUAUAUAUUUAUUGUAAAUACUUACUAAUAUUUUUUUAUUUUAUUAUAUUAGUUACUUAUUAAUAAUGUUAUUAUAUUGUUUUAACUAUCAACGAAAAUAAAAGGACUGCCAUUAGAGACAAAAUCGUGCUCGUCUAAAUUCCCACUAUAGUCUCAUUCCAGUCUGAAAAUAAAAUUAUUUUCUCUCUAUUUUUAGAAGAAACGAGACACAACGUGGUAAUUUUAAAUUAUUGAAAUAGUAUAUCGUAUCAAAUUAAAUAAUUACUAAACUAUAGUAGGUGCCAUAACUGUUUUGUACGAUUCCAAUAAUAAAAAAUAAAAACUAUA